UUCUUCGCUUUGCUUCCAACAAUACACACAGUCUCUUCAAAUUCUUCAUCAUUUCUAGUUUUGUUUACUGGUUCUUUCAUCAAUGGAGAGAUACUCUGCUGCCGCUAGUGGAAGAGGAAGGGACGGUCAGGAUGGUGGCCGCGGUCGUCGUGGUCGUGGUCGUGGUGGUGGUCUUGAGGGUGGUCCUGCACGAGGCGCUGGAAGAGGUGGAAGAGGUGUAAGAGGAGGGAGAGGAGGAGGAGUAGGAGGAAUAGUAGACUGGGGGCCUGCCGGUGGCAGGUUUCGUGGAUCUACUAGCUCUGCUCCUUCUGUUCAAACACGGAUAGAGCCACAGAAUAUUUCUACUGAAGAACUUCCUGAGCCUAUUGUUCCAGCAAUGCAAUCAUUAGCAAUUUCUACAUCUUCAGCUCCUGAAGAUUCAGGCAAACGCGUUCCAAUUAAACGACCUGACAAUGGUGGGAAAAAUUGUGACCGGCCUGUACCGCUCCGUGUUAAUCAUUUUCUGGUUCGUUAUGACCCCGAGAGAAUCAUAAGGCACUAUGAUGUUAAUGUCAAACCGGAUUUGCGAUCUGAAGAUGGUCGGGCUGUGAAGUUGCCGAAGACUGUUCUGUCUAUGAUUCGCAACAAGUUAUUCUCAGAUGAUCCUGACAACUUUCCCUUGUUAAAGUCUGCAUAUGAUGGUGAGAAAAACAUUUUCAGUGCAGAGCCACUACCCACUGGAACAUUUAAGGUGGGAUUAUCGAAUGAGGAAGGGAUAAAGAUCCGAUACUUCACAGUUGAAGUGCAGCUCGUGAAUGAGCUUAAAUGUAGCAAGUUGGGUGAUUAUAUAAGGGGCGAAAUUUUGUCCAUUCCUCGUGAUGUGCUACAAGCUUUGGAUGUGAUCAUGAAGGAGAAUCCAACAAGGAACAUGAUUUUUGCUAGUCGAAGUUUUCAUCCUAUCGAACCUGAUACACAAGUUGACCUUCACCGUGGCAUCAUUGCUUCUAGAGGGAUUAAACAUAGCUUGAAGCCAACCUUCCAGGGUCUAGCCUUGUGUAUGGACUAUUCCGUUGUGCCAUUUCGCAAGCAAAUGCCCGUUAUAGAUUAUCUACAGGAACACAUUCCUGGCUUCAAUCCAAACAAUUUCAGAAGAUUCAAGAAGCAAGUCAAGGAAGCUUUGGAGGGAUUGAAUGUUACUGUGACUCACAGAACUACGAAUCAGAAAUACAAAAUUGCUGGAUUAACCGAUCAGAACACACGGGAUAUUUCAUUUGACGUGGAAAACCCGAGUGACCAGAACUCUCAAGGGAAAGUUAACCUUGUUUCUUAUUUUAGAAAAAAAUACAACAAGGAUAUUAUCCACAUGGAUAUACCAUGCUUAGCUUUGGGGAAAAGCAACAGGAAAAAUUACGUUCCUAUGGAGUUCUGCAUCAUAGCUGGGUGGCAGAGAUAUGCAAAGGAGCUUUUGGACGUAAAUCAAUUAGGAGAGUUAAGGAAGAUUUCAUUAGUUGCACCAAAGGAUAGACAAAGAACAAUACGUGACAUGGUAGAAAAUAGAGUUGGACCCUGCAGUGGAGAUAUUAUUCAAAAUUUUGGAAUCAGUGUGGAUGUGGAAAUGACAACACUUAUUGGUCGGGUUAUUAAGCCACCAGAGUUGAAGCUUGACACUAAUCUGAGAAGAAGCUUGGUGAUUACUAGCGAACCAAUCAGGGAAUGGGGAAUACUUUUCUUUGGCGAGUAUAGUCUUGAAAAUUUCGCUCCUGAGCUGAUCUCUCGCAGCCAAAGAAUGAACAUCCGCAUGGACCAGCCUCGUUUAAACGAACUUCAUCCAAGGAAAUUGUUACUUGAUGUUCAGAAACUCGAAGAACUGCUUGAAAGAAUUAAGAGUGCACGUUUACAGAUUCUUGUUUGUGUGUUGCCUAAGGAGCCUAAGGAGCCGAAGGAGCCUAAGGAGGGUCCUGCUGGUUACAAUAAUCUCAAGUGGAUAAGUGAGAAAAAAGUUGGCAUCCUAACUCAAUGUUGUUUAGCCAAAAAUUGCAGUAGACCUAAAGAUCAGUUUCUCGCAAAUCUUGCUCUAAACAUCAAUGCGAAGCUUGGGGGCAGUAAUGUAGAGCUCAUCAAGCAGCCCAAUUUCUUGCAAAUUAAGGGCCAUUUUAUGUUUGUUGGUGCUGAUGUUAAUCAUCCUCGCUCUUACAACACAACAAGUCCUUCAAUUGCAGCUGUUGUCGGCACCAUGAAUUGGCCAGCAGCAAAUAAAUAUAGUGCACGGAUUUGUCCUCAGGAUCAUAGGACAGAGAAGAUUCUGAAGUUUGGAAGCAUGUGCAUGGAGCUUGUAAAUACAUAUACCAGCCUAAAUCAGGCAAUGCCAAAGAAUAUUAUCCUAUUCCGUGAUGGUGUAAGUGAUGGGCAGUUUGAUAUGGUUCUGAAUGAAGAACUCACGGAUCUCAAGAUGACAUUUCAAGCAUCGAAUUACUCCCCCAGAAUUACUGUUGUUGUUGCACAGAAGCGACACACAACUCGGAUGUUUCUAGAUGGCAACCAGGAUGGAAAUGUGCCCCCAGGAACUGUGGUAGACACAAAAAUCACACAUCCUUGUGGAUUUGACUUCUACAUUUGCAGCCAUUAUGGUAGUAUAGGAACAAGCAAGCCAGCCCACUACCAUGUGUUGUGGGAUGAGAAUGGUUUUACUUCUGAUGAAUUGCAGGAGCUUAUUCAUGGCAUGUGCUUCACCUGUGCCCAGUGCACCAAGUCUGUCUCACUGGUCCCUCCAGUGUUGUAUGCCGACCGUGCUGCUUAUAGAGGUCGGGUUUACCAUGAUGCAAUGGAGGCAUAUCAGUCAUCAGCACCACCACCUUCAACAUCAUCAACGCCUUCCUUUGAUGAGCAGCUGUACAAGUUGCACCCUGACCUGGAAAACUCCAUGUUUUUCAUUUGAGGCAUCUUCCUCCUCUUUCGGAGAUAGAUAAACAUUUUAUAUCAAGAUCGCCGAGUUGCAUUCCAUUCUCCAGGCUGGAAAAGCAGUUUGUGCGUGAAUCUAAUAAGUAUGAGGCUUGUGUCUUUUUAGUAUAGUGUUUCCUCUUGAGUUUUCAUGGUCUGUGCAUGCAGAAGGCCAUGUGAAUUAAGAGGGUUAUUUGUGUUUUGUGUCAGUUUGUCGUUUUGGAUUAAGUUUGUGGACUGAAGUUCUGUUGAGAUGUUUCGCUAUUGGUCCUUUUGUAGUCUGUUAAUGUUUCUCAAUCCCUAGCUGCCUCAUACUUGGGUUUAGCAAGGAGAAGGUCUAGUUUUUGAUGCUAGAUUGCUACUCUUAUGAUUGUCAGUAUCACUAUUUCAAUAUGAUUUGAAGAAAUUAGUAUUACUCUUAAA
Manihot esculenta (cassava) is the source of this 3339-nucleotide messenger RNA. Its product is annotated as protein argonaute 2. Lineage: Eukaryota; Viridiplantae; Streptophyta; Magnoliopsida; Malpighiales; Euphorbiaceae. Gene Ontology annotation, biological process: regulatory ncRNA-mediated post-transcriptional gene silencing. Gene Ontology annotation, molecular function: RNA binding; protein binding. Gene Ontology annotation, cellular component: cytoplasm. The record is from RefSeq and is a predicted model, not a curated record. The transcript has 3 exons. The coding region runs from base 83 to 2914 and encodes 943 amino acids.